CAAGAUAAGUGAGAGAGAGUGAUCGAGGGAUCAAAGCACCUCCUCUCCAUUUCAUCUCAUAUUUAUGCAACGGCUAGAAAUUCAAUGCCAAGAUGUGGUAAUAGUAAGACUUCUGCCGUUAUUUCGCAACUGUAGGAACUGGAUUGCUUCUGGUUAUGCGAGAUUUUGCCGUUGUUCUCUGUAACAACUGGAUUCUUGUUCUUGGGUCAUUUCUCUUUUUCUCUUUAUUUUUCCAGAACUGAUUAUAUUCCUUCAUGGGUGUGAGAGGAGAGUCUUUUCUUUGAGCUAGUCCCCAGUGGUUCUGAGUCCUUCAAGUUGUCGUUUCUCUCUUCGUAAAAAUGGAAGGGUUGUUUAAUACAUUUGUGCCUCAGAGAUGCUUGCAGACGCUGAAUUUUGCUCAAAAAAGAGUUCAGAAGCUUCCAAUAACGAAAUUGGGAUAUGGGCUUUCUUAUAGGAAACUCGAGCUGGGUUUUCUCGGAAGGAAUUGCAGAAACAUAGGAUGGAAUGUUUCGGUUGGUGUUAAAAGUGUAGAGGAGGAUCAGCAAGAGCAUGACAUGGACUGGGAGUUGGAAUUUCUUGGGGAGCUCGAUCCAUUAGGGUUCCAGCCCCCUAAGAAGAGAAACCGUCAAAAGUCGAAAUUGCUCGAUGAUACCGAAGGGAUGGAUUGGUGUGCGAGGGCAAGGAAGGUUGCAUUGAAAUCCAUUGAGGCACGUGGCUUGACUCAUACCAUGGAAGAUUUAAUUACUGCUAAUAAUAAGAAGAACAAGAACAAGAACAAGCGGAGCAACACAGAGAAGAUCAGUACUAGAAGCAAGAUAACAGAAGAAUAUUCAGAUGAAGAAUUUGAUAUGGAGGAUAUGGACCCUGCAGAUGGUACCGGCCACCUUAGAAGGACAGUGAGUAUGCUUGCAGGUGGUAUGUUCGAAGAAAGGAAGGAGAAAGCAAGGGAUGCUUUUGUGCAAAGGCUCUCCCAGUUCUCUGGACCCUCUGAUAGGAAGAAAGAAGUAACCUUGAAUAAAGCAAUUAUAGAAGCACAGACUGCAGAAGAAGUACUGGAAGUAUCUACUGAGACAAUCUUAGCAGUGGGGAAAGGAUUGAACCCAUCCCCUCUCACCCCUUUGAACAUUGCAACUGCCCUUCACCGAAUUGCUAAAAACAUGGAGAACGUCUGUAUGAUAAGAAGUCAUAGGUUGGCAUUUGCUCGUCAAAGAGAGAUGUCUAUGCUUGUGGCCAUCGCGAUGGCAGCAUUACCCGAAUGCUCUGCUCAGGGUAUCUCCAAUAUUGCCUGGGCAUUGUCAAAGAUAGGGGGUGAGCUACUAUAUAUGUCAGAAAUGGAUAGAGUUGCAGAAGUGGCAGUAACCAAAGUUGAGGACUUCAAUUCACAAAAUGUUGCUAAUCUAGCAGGUGCAUUUGCUUCAAUGCAGCACUCUGCUUCAGAACUCUUUUCAGAAUUAUCCAGAAGGGCAUCAGAUAUAAUUCAUACUUUUUCCGAGCAAGAGCUUGCUCAGGUUUUGUGGGCCUUUGCUUCUCUUUAUGAGCCAGCAGACCUUUUAUUGAACUCCCUUGAUGAUGCUUUUGGAAAUGCAGCCAAUUUCAAAUACUUCUUGGAAGAAGAAAGAAGCCUGGAAAGCAUGGAGGAUCUUACCUUGGAGGAGUCUUUAGAUUCUCCUGUACUCAAUUUUACUAGGGAUCAACUUGGUAAUAUAGCAUGGUCGUAUGCUGUUCUUGGACAAAUGGAUAGGGUCUUCUUCUCCAAUUUGUGGAAGACUCUAAGCCAAUUUGAGGAGCAAAGGAUUUCAGAGCAGUAUAGGGAGGAUAUCAUGUUUGCUUCUCAGGUUCAUCUUGUGAACCAGUGUUUGAAGCUUGAAUACCCACAGCUUGACUUAUCUUUGAAGUCUAACCUGAAGGAGAAAAUUGUACAGAUUGGGAAAACUAAGAGGUUUAAUCAGAAAACAACUUCUUCAUUCCAAAAGGAAGUGGCUCGCCUUCUUGUCAGCACGGGCCUUGAUUGGGUUAGAGAAUAUGCUGUAGAUGGAUAUACCUUGGAUGCAGUCUUGGUUGAUCAAAAGGUUGCUCUGGAGAUUGAUGGACCGACUCACUUCUCACGGAAUUCUGGGACCCCCUUAGGUCACACCAUGCUGAAGCGCCAGUAUAUUACUGCUGCUGGUUGGAAAUUAGUGUCUUUGUCUUAUCAAGAAUGGGAGGAGCUUCAAGGUGAAUUCGAGCAGCUGAACUACUUAAGGAAAAUUCUUGAUGACCAUAUAGGCAAACACCAUCAAAAUGUUAUAUAAAUACAAAAUAUAGAGGAGGUAGAAGUAUUGAUAGUUGAUCCAAUGAAAUCAAGGAAUAUGUAGAGGGUCCAGCCACUAUAAUCAAAUUGCUACGUGAAAUGUGUUAGUCAUUGAAAGGAGUUGGUUAGAAAGGAGUAAAUUCUUUUACCCAAAUAUCUGAUUCAAAUAAUUAUUUGUUUCUUCUCAAGUCUCCUACUCUUGCUCAAAUAUUCAUUUCUUCAUUUAUUUCAAUGUAAUGUAUGGUUCUGGAA
Nelumbo nucifera (sacred lotus) is the source of this 2542-nucleotide messenger RNA. RefSeq names its product RAP domain-containing protein, chloroplastic. The record is from RefSeq and is a predicted model, not a curated record. Lineage: Eukaryota; Viridiplantae; Streptophyta; Magnoliopsida; Proteales; Nelumbonaceae. Gene Ontology annotation, cellular component: chloroplast; ribonucleoprotein granule; mitochondrial matrix. Gene Ontology annotation, biological process: mitochondrial RNA processing; chloroplast rRNA processing; regulation of mitochondrial mRNA stability. Gene Ontology annotation, molecular function: RNA binding.